Messenger RNA from Dracunculus medinensis (Guinea worm), 1500 nucleotides. The record is from the annotation of a GenBank genome assembly. NCBI's taxonomy places the organism in Eukaryota, Metazoa, Nematoda, Chromadorea, Rhabditida, Dracunculidae.
AUGACAAUCUUUAGUGGUACAGCUCAUAUAAGAAUAGUUGAAGCUCGCGAUCUUCGCCCCACUGAAUGGUCAAAAAGAUUCAAUAAUGCGAGUGAUUCUGAAAAGGUAUUGUUGGACACUUAUGUAAAUGUAGACUGCGAUGAAUAUCACAUUGGGCAGACUGUAACUCGACCAAAAACGACUACACCUGUAUGGAAUGAAGAUUAUCAGACUGAUGUUCAUAAUGGUCGGGUACUUGGUUUCACUGUCUUUCACGACUGUGCUCUACCCCCCGAUGAUUUUGUUGCCAACUGUCGUCUUCUUUUUGAAGAUCUCAAGAUUGGUAUCAGCAACGAUAUAUGGAUAGAUUUGGAACCACAUGGACAGCUUCAUGUACUUAUCAAACUCCAUGGUGCCUCAUCUGAAGAACCCUUAGAGAAUGCUGGUAAGGAGAGAGUCUUUAAAGAGCGUACCAAUGCCUUCAAUGAUCGCCAACGACGUGGCGCCAUGCGCAGAAAAAUUCAUGAGGUCACUGGUCAUAAGUUUAUGGCACUAUUUUUGAGACAACCAACCUUUUGCGCACAUUGCAAAGACUUCAUUUGGGGUCUAGGCAAGCAGGGUUAUCAGUGUCAAAUCUGCACAGUAGUUGUGCAUAAACGAUGCCACGAAAAUGUAGUCUGGAAAUGUCCUGGAAGUAAAACGAACGCGAUGGAUGAAUUGCAGUCCGAAGCUGCUGAACGAGGAUUGGGUCGAUUUAACAUAAAUAUGCCACAUAGAUUUACCGUGCAUAGUUAUAAGCGGCCAACAUUUUGUGACCAUUGUGGGUCGAUGCUGUAUGGAUUAAUUAAUCAAGGUCUUCAAUGUUCGGUGUGCAGGCUCAACGUUCAUAAGAGGUGCCAACGAAAUGUGGCGAAUAACUGUGGCAUUAAUGCUAAACAAAUGGCUCUCGAAUUAGCUCAGUUAGGAUUGACUGGUGAUAAAAUGUCAAUUCGAUCUAAGAAAAAGCCAGCAAUUGUGCCCGACACAACAAGUGGAGCAAUUUCAUCUCCGGGAGACUCAUCAUCACUAUCAACAUUCUCAAAUUCUAGGGUUGAUGUUGAACGAUCAAAUUCAAAUUUCUUGCCAUCACUUCGGGAAAAUGACGAAGUAAUUGAGAAAGAUGAAGCUGCUGGUUCGUCUCUUGCAAUGCCAUCAACCAAGCCAACUACAAUUGGUCUUGAGGAUUUCAACUUUAUCAAAGUACUUGGAAAGGGAUCUUUCGGCAAGUCUCAAGGAGGCGAAGAUGCAAUCAGAGCUCAUCCAUUUUUUCGCGAUAUUGACUGGGAAGCACUUGAAGCGAGAAAAGUUAAACCGCCUUUCAAACCCAAAAUUAAAUCGAAGCGUGAUGUUAACAAUUUUGAUGCUGAUUUUACGAAGGAAGAACCAGUUUUAACUCCAACAGAAGCAGUGGUUAUAAAAACAAUUAAUCAAGAGGAAUUUAAAGAUUUCUCUUUCAUAAAUCCCGACUUCACAUUAUGCUAA